Messenger RNA from Mastomys coucha (southern multimammate mouse), 1202 nucleotides. RefSeq names its product mast cell immunoglobulin like receptor 1 (gene Milr1). Lineage: Eukaryota; Metazoa; Chordata; Mammalia; Rodentia; Muridae. Bases 48 to 809 code for a protein of 253 amino acids. The record is from RefSeq and is a predicted model, not a curated record. The transcript has 7 exons.
GAGGAAUCUUAGAAGCCGGGCCCCACUCUGUAGUCACUCAGUUAACCAUGGGCGACGGUGACUCACCCGUGGGCCUCUCUGUCAUCUCAUUCAAGGGAAUGAGGAGCUGGCUGGACAAACUGUUACUCUGGGCUCUUAUUCUUUCUAUUGCACUUCAAAAUGCCGCAGUGGAUUGUAAGAGAGUGGAAAUAAACGAAUUACCUUCUCCAAAUCUGAACUCAAGUAUUAAUGUGGUCAGGAUGGGCCAAAAUGUAUCUCUGUCUUGUUCCACCAAGAACACAUCAGUAGACAUCACCUAUUCACUCUUUUGGGGUACAAAAUACCUAGAGAGCAAGAGAAGAAGAGGGGGAGCUGUGGAUUUCCAACUGAGCAUCUCCAAUGUCAACAAGACAGGCCCCUACAAAUGCAAAAUCAAUGUUUACAAUGUUUCCAACGUUUCCAACUCGUCAAAAUACAGUCAGGAUUUCAACUUCACAAUUGCCAAAGAUGAGAGCUGCCCUUCAUGUCGACUGGCACUGUUGCUCCCAGGGGUGUUACUGGGGCUUCUGGUAAUAUUCCUAGUUCUGGCUUUUUUGAUUCAUCUAAAAUACAAGAAAGGAAAGACUCUGAGAGAGAAUGAGUCCAAAGGUUCUGAAGAUGCGCCUACUCAAAGCGAGCUGUAUGCAAACGUCUGCAAAACUCAGACAGGGGCAGAACAACCCCAAGAGAUACAUUACGCCAUUCCAGUCUUUAAGGAGUCGGCACCCACGGAACAAGAAGGCAGUAUGGAUAGAAAAGCUGAUUACUUCUACUCUGAACUUACCUACUAAAGUGCGAAGAAACUGACUGUGUCCCAGUGUAAAAGACUUUCUAGUAAGCUGAUGUAUAUGGCGAAAUAGGAAAUUCACCUGGCACUUAAAAGUUUCAUCCUAGGCUGAGGCAGGAGGAUCCUGAGUUCGAGGCCAGCUGGGACGACAUAGCAAGACCCUGUCUUUUUUUUUUUCUAAAGAUUUAUUUUUAUUUAUUUUAUGUAUGUAUGUGGUACACUGUAGCUGUACAGAUUGUUGUGAGCCUUCAUCUGGUUGUUGGGAAUUGAUUUUUAGGACCUCUGCUUGAUCCGGUUGGCCCCGCUUGCCCAAGGAUUUAUUUAUUACUAUAAAUAAGUACACUGUAGCUGUCUUCAGAUGCACCAGAAGAGGGUGUCAGAUCUCAUUAUGAGCCAC